GGGAGGGAGGGAGGAGGAGGAGGAGGAGGAAAAAUAAAGAGGAGAGAACGGAGCAGGGCUGAACAAUAGAGACAGGCAGACGGGAGAGAAGGAGGACCAGCUGCUGCUGCUGGAGAAGCAGAGCCGGAGGCUGAGGCAUCUUAGACCCCUGUCCCCGAGCCAGAGAGGAGGCGAGCAGCCCGGCGGAGGGAACGGGCUACCAUGGGGGAGCCGGCAGAAGGCUCCCCCAGCCCUCCCCGAGCCUCUGCUUGAAGCUGGGCAUCAUCUCCUCCGGCCCCGCUGCCCCCAUCCCGCGCUUGCCCGCCUGCCCUCGAAACCCCAAUUCAUUAGGAUCUGAUCUCCUCGGCUUCUGGGCACCGGGUCUCUGCCGCCCUCGCCCCUGCCCCUGCCCCCACGGAGGAGACGAGACGCCGGCCCUCCGUUUCACCUCCCGGGGGCUGCCCGCAGAGCCCCCUCCCCAGUCAUGAACCCCCCGGAGGGGGCAGCGGAGGAAGGAGGAGCCGCCGACUCGGACGUGGAUGCGUUUUUCCGGACAGCAAGGAGAAUGAUCUGCAGACUGAAAAGGGUAAAACAAACCAUGUGAAAAAGGAAAUUGAAGCCCAAGAUAGGUGAGGAAAUAGAGAGCACCUAGCUGCUUUAAGUGAGCCUCUGGGUCCAGAUGAAUUGCAUCCCGGAUGUCGAAGGAACUUACAGAUGUGAUCUCAGAGCCACUGUCAGUAAUCUUUGAGAAGUCAUGGAGAGUGGGAGAGGUCCCAGAAGACUGGAGACAGGCAAAAGUUAUCCAGAUAUUCCAAAAGGGGAAAAGGAUGGAUUCUGGAUACUACUACAGACUGGUUCUUUUCGAAAUGAUGGUUUGAAAGCUGCUGAUGUCCUCCCUAUCCUAAAGGAAAAAGUGGCCUUUGUGUCAGGUGGCCGAGAUAAGCGAGGUGGACCCAUUCUGACUUUCCCUGCACGGAGCAAUCAUGACAGAAUAAGGCAGGAAGACCUGCGGAAACUUGUGACUUAUUUGGCUAGUGUGCCAAGUGAGGACGUGUGCAAGCGUGGCUUUACUGUUAUCAUCGACAUGAGGGGCUCCAAGUGGGACCUCAUCAAGCCCCUGCUGAAGACACUGCAGGAGGCCUUCCCUGCUGAGAUCCAUGUGGCCCUUAUCAUCAAACCCGACAACUUCUGGCAGAAGCAGAAAACCAACUUUGGCAGCUCCAAAUUCAUCUUUGAGACAAGCAUGGUGUCAGUGGAAGGCCUGGCUAAGCUGGUGGACCCCUCGCAGCUGACAGAGGAAUUUGAAGGCUCCCUAGACUACAACCAUGACGAGUGGAUAGAGCUCCGGGUCUCCCUGGAGGAGUUCUUCAACAGUGCUGUUCAUCUGCUCUCCCGGCUCGAGGACCUUCAGGAGAUGUUGGCCCGCAAGGAGUUCCCGGUGGAUGUGGAAGGCUCCCGGCGGCUCAUUGAUGAGCACACGCAGCUCAAGAAGAAGGUUCUGAAGGCCCCGGUGGAGGAGUUGGACAGGGAAGGGCAGCGGCUGCUUCAGUGCAUUCGCUGCAGCGAUGGCUUCUCCGGACGCAACUGCAUCCCAGGCAGUGCCGACUUCCAGAGCCUCGUCCCCAAGAUCACCAGCCUCCUGGACAAAUUGCACUCGACCCGGCAACACCUGCACCAGAUGUGGCACGUACGCAAACUCAAACUGGACCAGUGCUUCCAGCUACGGCUCUUUGAGCAAGAUGCUGAGAAGAUGUUCGACUGGAUCAGCCAUAACAAAGAGUUAUUCCUCCAGAGUCACACGGAGAUUGGAGUCAGCUACCAACAUGCCUUGGACCUACAGACUCAGCAUAAUCAUUUUGCUAUGAACUCCAUGAACGCCUAUGUGAACAUCAACCGCAUCAUGUCUGUGGCCUCCCGACUGUCGGAAGCAGGUCAUUAUGCUUCCCAGCAAAUCAAACAGAUCUCCACCCAAUUGGACCAGGAAUGGAAGAGCUUUGCAGCCGCCCUAGAUGAGCGAAGCACCAUCCUGGCCAUGUCUGCCGUUUUCCACCAGAAAGCCGAGCAGUUCCUGUCAGGAGUGGAUGCCUGGUGCAAGAUGUGCAGUGAAGGUGGCCUCCCAUCUGAAACACAGGACUUAGAACUGGCCAUCCAUCACCACCAGUCUUUGUAUGAGCAGGUGACACAGGCCUACACCGAGGUCAGCCAGGAUGGCAAAGCCUUGCUGGAUGUCCUACAGCGGCCCCUGAGUCCUGGCAACUCGGAGUCCCUCACGGCCACUGCCAAUUACUCCAAAGCUGUGCACCAGGUCCUGGAUGUCGUGCACGAGGUGUUGCACCACCAGCGAAGGCUCGAGAGCAUCUGGCAGCACCGGAAGGUCCGCCUCCACCAACGGCUGCAGCUCUGCGUCUUCCAGCAGGACGUGCAGCAGGUGUUGGACUGGAUCGAAAACCAUGGUGAGGCCUUUCUCAGCAAACACACAGGUGUUGGGAAGUCUCUGCAUCGAGCCCGGGCCCUGCAGAAGAGACAUGAUGACUUUGAAGAAGUGGCUCAGAAUACAUACACCAAUGCAGACAAGCUCCUAGAGGCAGCCGAGCAGUUGGCGCAGACCGGGGAAUGUGACCCCGAGGAGAUCUACAAGGCAGCUCGGCACCUGGAAGUCCGAAUCCAAGAUUUCGUGCGCCGGGUGGAGCAGCGGAAGCUUCUCUUGGACAUGUCUGUCUCCUUUCACACGCACACCAAAGAGUUGUGGACAUGGAUGGAGGACCUGCAGAAGGAGCUGCUAGAAGAUGUGUGUGCCGACUCAGUGGACGCUGUCCAGGAGCUGAUCAAGCAGUUCCAGCAGCAGCAGACGGCCACUCUGGAUGCCACGCUCAAUGUCAUCAAGGAAGGAGAAGAUCUCAUUCAGCAACUCAGGGACUCGGCGGUGUCCAGCAACAAGACGCCUCAUAAUAGCUCCAUCAGCCACAUCGAAUCGGUCCUGCAGCAGCUCGAUGAAGCCCAAGUGCAGAUGGAGGAGCUUUUCCACGAGCGUAAAAUCAAGCUAGACAUCUUCCUCCAGCUCCGGAUCUUUGAGCAAUACACCAUUGAGGUGACAGCAGAGUUGGACGCCUGGAAUGAGGACCUGCUGAGACAAAUGAAUGACUUCAACACCGAGGACCUGACCCUGGCAGAACAGCGGUUACAGCGUCACACGGAGAGGAAGCUGGCCAUGAACAACAUGACCUUUGAAGUCAUCCAGCAGGGCCAGGAUCUGCACCAGUACAUUAUGGAGGUCCAAGCCUCAGGUAUCGAGUUAAUCUGCGAGAAGGACAUUGAUCUCGCAGCCCAAGUACAAGAGCUCCUGGAGUUUCUCCACGAGAAGCAACACGAAUUGGAGCUUAACGCAGACCAGACCCACAAGCGUUUGGAGCAAUGCCUGCAGCUCCGGCACCUCCAGGCUGAGGUCAAACAGGUCCUAGGCUGGAUCCGCAACGGGGAGUCGAUGCUCAAUGCCAGCUUGGUCAACGCCAGUUCUUUGUCAGAAGCUGAGCAGCUUCAGCGGGAACAUGAACAGUUCCAGCUAGCCAUCGAGUCCCUCUUUCAUGCAACUUCCUUGCAGAAGACGCACCAGAGCGCUCUGCAGGUACAGCAGAAGGCAGAGGUGUUGCUCCAGGCUGGGCACUACGAUGCUGACGCCAUCCGGGAAUGUGCCGAGAAGGUGGCAAUGCACUGGCAGCAGCUGAUGCUGAAGAUGGAAGACAGGCUCAAGCUGGUCAAUGCCUCUGUGGCCUUUUACAAAACAUCCGAGCAGGUAUGCAGUGUCCUGGAGAGCCUCGAGCAGGAAUACCGGAGAGAUGAGGACUGGUGCGGUGGACGGGAUAAACUGGGGCCAGCAGCAGAGAUCGACCAUGUCAUUCCACUCAUCAGCAAACACCUGGAACAAAAAGAGGCUUUCCUCAAGGCAUGCACACUUGCCCGCAGAAACGCUGAAGUGUUUCUGAAGUACAUUCACAGGAACAACGUCAGCAUGCCCAGUGUGGCCAGCCAUACCCGGGGACCUGAGCAACAAGUGAAAGCCAUCCUAAGCGAGCUUCUCCAGAGGGAGAACCGAGUGCUGCAUUUCUGGACCCUGAAGAAGCGGCGCUUAGACCAGUGCCAGCAGUACGUGGUUUUUGAGCGCAGCGCCAAGCAGGCACUCGACUGGAUCCAAGAGACUGGCGAAUAUUUCCUCUCAACACACAACUCCACUGGGGAAUCCACAGAGGAGACUCAGGAACUGCUGAAAGAGUAUGGGGAAUUCAGGGUGCCAGCCAAGCAAACAAAGGAAAAAGUGAAACUGCUGAUUCAGCUGGCCGACAGCUUUGUUGAGAAGGGCCACAUCCAUGCCACUGAGAUCAGGAAGUGGGUGACUACAGUUGACAAGCACUAUAGGGAUUUCUCCCUAAGGAUGGGGAAGUACCGCUGUUCACUGGAGAAAGCCCUGGGAGUCAACACCGAGGAUAACAAAGACCUGGAGCUGGACAUCAUCCCAGCAAGCCUCUCAGACCGGGAGGUCAAACUACGGGAUGCCAACCACGAGGUCAACGAAGAGAAGCGGAAAUCAGCCCGGAAGAAAGAAUUCAUCAUGGCAGAACUCCUCCAGACAGAAAAGGCGUAUGUAAGAGAUUUACAUGAGUGCUUAGAGACGUACCUGUGGGAAAUGACAAGUGGUGUGGAGGAAAUCCCCGCUGGGAUUCUCAACAAAGAACACAUCAUCUUUGGCAACAUCCAGGAGAUCUACGAUUUUCAUAACAACAUCUUCCUCAAAGAACUGGAGAAGUAUGAACAGUUGCCCGAGGAUGUGGGACACUGCUUUGUCACCUGGGCAGACAAAUUCCAGAUGUAUGUCACCUACUGUAAAAACAAGCCUGAUUCCAGUCAGUUGAUCCUGGAGCAUGCAGGCACCUUCUUUGAUGAAAUCCAGCAGCGGCAUGGACUAGCCAACUCUAUCUCUUCCUACUUAAUCAAGCCCGUCCAGAGGAUCACUAAGUACCAACUGCUCCUGAAGGAACUUUUAACCUGCUGUGAAGAAGGGAAAGGGGAGCUCAAGGAUGGCCUGGAAGUGAUGCUCAGCGUUCCAAAGAAAGCUAAUGAUGCCAUGCAUGUCAGCAUGUUGGAAGGGUUUGAUGAAAACCUGGAUGUCCAGGGGGAGCUGAUUCUCCAGGAUGCCUUCCAAGUAUGGGAUCCCAAGUCUCUGAUCCGGAAGGGACGGGAAAGACAUUUGUUCCUCUUUGAGAUAUCUUUGGUGUUUAGCAAGGAAAUCAAAGACUCUUCAGGGCACACAAAAUAUGUUUACAAGAACAAACUACUGACCUCAGAACUGGGUGUGACCGAGCACGUGGAAGGCGAUCCCUGUAAAUUUGCCUUGUGGUCCGGGCGCACACCUUCCUCGGACAACAAAACUGUAUUGAAGGCCUCCAGUAUCGAAACCAAGCAGGAGUGGAUCAAGAACAUCCGAGAGGUGAUUCAGGAAAGGAUCAUUCAUCUGAAGGGUGCUUUAAAAGAGCCGAUACAACUCCCUAAGACACCAGCCAAACAGAGGAACAAUAGUAAGAGGGAUGGAGUAGAUGAUAUUGACAGCCAAGGGGAUGGGAGCAGCCAACCAGACACCAUCUCCAUCGCUUCCAGAACCUCUCAGAACACAGUCGACAGUGACAAGCUCUCUGGAGGAUGUGAGCUGACCGUGGUGCUCCAGGACUUCAAUGCUGGCCACAGCAGUGAGUUGACCAUUCAAGUGGGACAGACAGUAGAGCUACUGGAGAGACCCAGUGAACGACCUGGUUGGUGUCUGGUCCGAACCACAGAACGAAGCCCCCCACAGGAGGGUCUGGUCCCCAGCAGUGCACUCUGCAUAUCCCAUUCCCGAAGUAGUGUGGAGAUGGACUGCUUCUUCCCCUUGGUGAAAGAUGCUUACUCGGUCUCUUCCGGUGAAAAUGGAGGCAAGUCAGAGUCUGUGGCCAAUCUCCAACCUCAGUCUUCCUUAAACUCCAUCCAGAGCUCUCCAGGCCCCAAACGUUCCACCAACACCCUCAAGAAAUGGCUGACCAGUCCCGUGCGCAGGCUCAACAGCGGCAAAGCUGAGAGCAACAUCAAAAAGCAAAAGAAAGUACGAGAUGGUCGGAAGAGUUUCGAUCUGGGAUCCCCCAAGACUGGCGAUGAAACCACCCCACAGGGCGACAGUGCUGAUGAGAAGAGCAAGAAAGGUUGGGGCGAGGAUGAGCCAGAUGAAGAGUCCCACACACCACUUCCUCCUCCAAUGAAAAUCUUUGACAAUGACCCCACGCAGGAUGAAAUGUCUUCCUCUUUGCUAGCAGCCCGGCAGGGCUCUGCUGAUGUACCCACUGCUGCGGACCUUGUCAGUGCAAUAGAAAAAUUGGUCAAAAGUAAACUGAGCCUAGAAGGAGGUUCUUACCGAGGAAGCUUGAAAGACCCCACAGGUUGUCUGAAUGAAGGGAUGACUCCACCUACACCACCCCGGAACCUGGAAGAGGAGCAGAAAGCCAAAGCCCUGAGGGGCAGAAUGUUUGUCCUGAAUGAGCUGGUUCAGACAGAGAAGGACUAUGUUAAGGACCUGGGAAUUGUGGUAGAGGGAUUCAUGAAGAGAAUAGAAGAAAAGGGUGUCCCUGAAGACAUGCGGGGGAAAGACAAGAUUGUGUUCGGCAACAUUCAUCAGAUUUACGACUGGCAUAAGGAUUUUUUCCUGGCUGAACUGGAAAAAUGUAUUCAGGAGCAGGACCGGCUGGCACAACUUUUUAUUAAACAUGAGCGGAAAUUGCACAUCUACGUGUGGUACUGUCAGAACAAACCACGGUCAGAAUACAUAGUCGCUGAAUAUGACGCCUACUUUGAAGAAGUGAAACAAGAAAUCAGCCAGAGGCUGACACUUAGUGACUUCCUCAUCAAGCCCAUUCAGAGAAUAACCAAGUACCAGCUGCUGCUCAAGGACUUCCUACGGUACAGUGAGAAGGCAGGUCUGGAGUGUGCAGAUAUUGAGAAAGCAGUAGAGUUAAUGUGCCUUGUUCCAAAACGCUGCAAUGACAUGAUGAACCUGGGACGCCUGCAGGGAUUUGAGGGCACCCUGACAGCGCAGGGAAAGCUGCUUCAGCAGGAUACCUUCUACGUGAUUGAGCAGGAUGCAGGUAUGCAGUCCCGGACCAAGGAGAGGCGUGUGUUCCUUUUUGAACAGAUCGUCAUCUUCAGUGAGCUUCUGAGGAAGGGUUCUCUCACACCAGGCUACAUGUUCAAAAGAAGCAUCAAGAUGAACUACCUUGUCCUGGAGGAGAAUGUGGACAAUGACCCCUGUAAGUUUGCCCUCAUGAGCCGGGAAACAUCAGAGAGGGUCGUUCUACAGGCAGCCAAUGCAGAUAUCCAACAAGCCUGGGUUCAGGACAUCAACCAAGUCUUGGAUACACAGCGAGAUUUCUUAAAUGCGCUACAGUCACCCAUUGAGUACCAGCGGAAAGAGCAGCGGAGCACGGCCGUCAUGAGGACCCAGCCUCCCCGCGUGCCCCAGGCCAGCCCCAGGCCCUACUCUGCUGUCUCUGUGGGGGCUGAAAAGCCCCCAAAGGGCUCCAGCCGUAACCCAUCACUGCCACCCCUGAAGAUAUCUACCUCCAAUGGCAGUCCAGGGUUUGACUACCACCAGCCCGGGGACAAGUAUGAGCCCAGCAAGAAUGACAUGGGAGGGUGCAAUGGGACUUCAUCUAUGGCAGUGAUCAAAGAUUACUACGCACUGAAGGAGAACGAGAUCUGCGUGAGCCAGGGUGAGGUGGUCCAGGUCCUCGCCGUCAACCAGCAGAACAUGUGCCUGGUCUACCAGCCCGCUAGCGAUCAUUCCCCUGCAGCCGAGGGCUGGGUCCCGGGCACCAUCCUGGCGCCCCUCACCAAAGCCACAGCUGCAGCAGAAAAUAGCGACGGGAGCAUCAAGAAGUCAUGUUCAUGGCAUACCCUACGCAUGAGAAAGCGGGCGGAAAUGGAGAGCACGGGUAAAAAUGAAGCCACAGGGCCUCGUAAAUCCAAGGAGAUUCUGGGCAGCAAAGUCUCAGUUAAAGUGAGUAAGGAGACGAACAGUUCCGAGGAGUCAGAGUGUGAUGAUCUUGACCCUAAUACUAGUAUGGAGAUCUUGAAUCCAAAUUUCAUUCAAGAAGUUGCCCCAGAAUUCCUUGUGCCCCUGAUGGAUGUGACCUGCUUACUGGGUGAUACUGUGACCCUGCAGUGCAAAGUGUGUGGGAGACCGAAGCCCAACAUUAUUUGGAAGGGCCCUGACCAGAACAUCCUGGACAGUGACAACAGCACAGCCACAUACACAGUCUCCUCCUGUGAUUCUGGUGAAAUCACACUGAAGAUCUGCAACUUGAUGCCCCAGGACAGUGGGAUUUAUACGUGUGUAGCAACAAAUGACCAUGGGACUGCAACAACAUCAGCUACAAUCAAAGUGCAAGGUGUUCCAGCAGCACCAAAUCGUCCCAUUGCCCAAGAAAGGAGCUGCACAUCAGUGAUUCUCCGAUGGCUGCCCCCAUCCAGCACAGGGAACUGCACUAUCUCUGGUUACACUGUGGAGUACAGGGAAGAAGGUUCCCAGGUCUGGCAGCAGUCUGUGGCUUCAACUUUGGAUACUUAUCUAGUCAUUGAAGACCUGAGCCCAGGAUGCCCUUACCAGUUCAGAGUCAGUGCCAGCAACCCCUGGGGGAUCAGCUUACCCAGUGAGCCCUCCGAGUUUGUGAGACUCCCAGAAUAUGAUGCUGCAGCUGAUGGUGCUACCAUUUCCUGGAAGGAAAAUUUUGACUUGGCUUACACGGAGCUGAAUGAAAUUGGAAGGGGACGGUUCUCCAUUGUGAAGAAGUGCAUUCACAAAGCUACCCGGAAAGAUGUUGCUGUGAAAUUCAUCAGCAAAAAAAUGAAGAAGAAGGAACAAGCAGCUCAUGAAGCUGCCCUUCUCCAGCACCUGCAGCAUCCACAGUAUGUCACGCUCCACGAUACCUACGAGUCGCCCACAUCUUACAUCUUGGUUUUGGAGCUGAUGGAUGAUGGCCGACUCUUGGACUAUCUUAUGAAUCAUGAUGAACUCAUGGAAGAAAAAGUUGCUUUCUACAUCCGAGAUACCAUGGAAGCCUUACAGUAUCUACACAAUUGCAGGGUUGCUCAUUUAGACAUCAAGCCGGAAAACCUGCUUAUUGAUUUACGGAUCCCAGUGCCUCGAGUGAAGCUCAUUGAUUUGGAGGAUGCUGUCCAGAUCUCAGGUCAUUUUCAUAUCCAUCACUUGCUGGGGAACCCAGAGUUUGCUGCCCCGGAGGUGAUCCAGGGCAUCCCUGUCUCCUUGGGCACAGACAUCUGGAGCAUCGGGGUCUUGACCUAUGUCAUGUUGAGUGGUGUUUCCCCCUUUCUGGAUGAGAGCAAGGAGGAGACAUGUAUCAAUGUAUGUAGGGUGGACUUCAGCUUCCCCCAUGAGUAUUUCUGUGGGGUCAGCAACACGGCAAGGGAUUUCAUCAACGUGAUGUUACAGGAAGACUUCCGGCGGAGGCCCACGGCGGCCACCUGCCUCCAACACCCCUGGCUGCAGCCCCAUAAUGGCAGCUACUCCAAAAUCCCCCUGGAUACCUCACGACUGGCCUGCUUUAUAGAACGCCGGAAGCACCAAAAUGAUGUUCGCCCAGUUCCCAAUGUCAAGAGCUUCAUUGUCAGUCGAAUGAACCAAGGAACAUAAGCCUGCUCCCGAGAUGCACAGUGUGAGCAAAAGCAAGGCAAUUUUGGGCUGUAAAUAGUUCUGUGUUAAACCAUUUGACUUCCUGAAGUUCCCCAGAUUGAUGUACCUCAUGCACCUUUUCCCAGUGGUUAUUUAGUGUCUAAACAACAGUAAAACCCACCUUGAAUCUACGAGUUUUCUGAUAGUCGGCUAGUUACCCUCUCUAUAAGGUUCUUCUGCAAAAGCAAGGAAUAAGCUAAGUAUUGGAUUUGUGGAAAACAGGAGGGCUGAGGGUGGGGAAGGGCCCGCAUGGCUACUUUCAGGUGGACUUAGGUCAAAAUGGAAAAUAACGAGUUCCAAGUGGAGUCUUAAGUGGAGUCAACUGAAGCUCAUUAGAGUGAGCUGGUACAGAACUGAAAAGGAUUCUCUUUUCGUUGAAAUCAUCAAAUAAUAGAGGCGGCCCGUCUGUCAAAUGCUCCAGUUUAGGUGUCUUAGAUAUAAUUUCUUAAUACAAAUAUAUGUGAACAUACAUUAGAAUAUAUCCCACCCAGGUUCCAGAGUUUUAUGAUGUAUGUGUAUAUAUGUAAUGUAAAAUAGAUAUAGCUUUAAAAUCAAUCACCAGUACCUUUCUGUGCUAGAGUUAAAACAGUUAUUUGUAGAAGCAGUAAGUCGUUUUGACUUAAGCACAAUUAGAUGAUGGAUUUUUAAAAAGUAUUUUAUAAAACCUUGUACAGAAAUCUUUUACCAAAAUCAGAGGAAUUGAUGUUUCCCUCUCCCCCCAGUAUCUAUAAGUUCAUGACUUUGCUUCCAGCUGAAGGUUUAUUCAAUGAACACUGAAUUGUGUCUAUCUGCUGUUUCACUGACAUCUCAAAAGUUAUCUGGUAGAGAAAUCUUCCAGAGAGCUUGGUGAGCAAUGGAACUGAAAAUGUACAUGUUCAUUCAAGGAUAAAGAGCAAAUCCAGGGGCCUAUUUUUAUGCCUCCAACUGACUUUGAAAUAGGUCCAUGAAUAUAAUAUGUUCAUUUGAUAUGGCCAUUAGAAACCUUUCUUACAGUUCUUAUCCAUGAGGAAGCAGAAGUUUUUAGUUUCUUCUACAGAGAUGCAUCAAACACUGGGAAGCUUCCCUUGUAUCCUUAUCGAUGCUAAUAGCAGUCUGCUAGGAGGAAGCAGCCAUAAUUCUUUCUUGGAAGGCCUGGGAGAAGCAAAAUUCCUAGGGAAAUGGGUGAGAAUGCUCUCUCUGUGUGGACUAACUACCCUUUUGGUUCCCGGAUUUCCAAAUGUUACCAGAACCAGUUUAUUUGGGGGGGGGGGGUAAUAGAGGGCACUCAUUCUGAGAAUCUGCCCUCUCCUGAGCAAAAAAUUCCCCUUAGCAUCAUGUAAAAAAAUCAGACUGGAGGACACCCAGGGAAAUAUUUAAAUUUGAAGUCAUGAAGCAAAGCCCCACAGAUCAUCCAAAGGGAACAUUGUUUUUCUAGGGGCUGCAAGGGAUGUUAACCCUUAGCUCCGAGCAUUUCUCUGAACUCCUAAAACCAAUUUGAGAGCUGAUGCAGCUCUCUAGACUAGAGUAUGCUCAGAACAAGGCUAUCUUACUAAUUGCCCUUUCUUCCAUAGGAGAAGCAAAAAAGUGCUAAAAUCUGAGUAUUUUUACUCUAACUUUAUAUGAGAUUUCACCCCAUACUUUCCAGGGUGUCUUUUAAAAUGUACAGUCACACAGCUGACAUUUUUAAGCCUAACUGAAUUAUCUGCCCAAAUAAGAUUUCCCAGCAUUCCUUCUCCCUUCCAGCAGGAAGGACUCAAAUCAUGCAGUACAGGGAAUGCAAGAAGAUCAUUUGGGAAUGGUUCCCUGGCAUCCAUCUGCAUGUUUGGGUGGGGAAAAAUAUUGAAAAUCAAACCUGAACUAAGAUAAUAUCCAGAUACCAUUCAUCUCACAGUGGAUAUGUAGAAUUAACAAUAAAUCACUGAAUGUUUUUCAGAGUAUUAAAAGAAAACUUCUUCAUCUACCCUUCCCUGUCUCCGCACUAUCCCUAAAACCUCCCAAGUUUAUGUAUUAAUAAAUUAGUAAGUACAAGCAAUAAGACUAGGUAGCACUUAGCUUUUUUGGGAUUAACCAAAUAUGUGUAAACCGACUCUGACUGUAUUUGUUUUCUAGUUUGUGAAUGGCCUUGGGUCACCAAUUCAGAUGCCUUGGAAACUAUUGACUUGCUCUAUAUAUACUCCAUUCAAACACAGACACCCACAAUUUGUGAUCUUUAAAAAAAAAUCAUCUAAAUUCCUAAGACCUCCAUAGAAAAACAUCAAUAGAAAAUAUAUGCUGGACCCUAGCCUAGGAUUUAUUUUGCAAAGGUGAGGGAGAAUAACUUCAUUGUAGCAUGCCAAGUAGGCAUCUGUAGGGUUGGAGAAUCAUUUACAUUUUCAAAAGAUGCCAUGCCAUUUGGUUUAUUUUUCUUUCCUUCCACCUAGAACAGAUGGUCAGAAGACCUCUCUUGAACAUCAACAUCAACAGAAAUUAUUGUGGCCAGACAAAAGAUAGCCUAGUAUUGGUUCUAAAAAAAAUGCAGAUUGGGUGUGAUGGCCAAAGAGUUGGAGUUAAGGAAGCAGUGGGAAGGAGGAGUGGUCAUUAGCAAUAUAAUCAGCUAUAGGAGAGGCAUCCAUAUUUUAUUAGCUUUGUGAUUGCCCUGGAGUGAAGUUUCCUAGACUGCUCCAUAAUAAAUGACUGGAAAUGUUCAAAUGAAAGCAUGGUGUGGUGGGAAAAAAGAACAUAGACUGGGAGUCAUAGGAACUGAGUUCAAACCCCACCAGCUCUGUCAUUUACUCCCUCUAAACAUUAAAAAGGCACUUAAGGGGCAGCUAGGUGGCGCAGUGGAUAGAGCACUGGCCCUGGAGUCAGGAGGACGUGAGUUCAAAUCUGGCCUCAGACACUUAACACUUACCUCUCUAGGUCUCAGUUUCUUAAUCUGGAAAAUGAUCAGAUUGAACUAAAUGACCUUCUAGCUCUAAAUGUAUAAUCCUAUGAAAAGGUAAGGUCAUGUUGGGUGCCAUUGUUAAUUAAAGCCAAAGCAUAAUUACUGAUCUGAGUAAAUAUGUAUAUGUAUGCAUGUACAUAUAUACAUAUAUUUAUGAAUGUAUACAUGCAUACAUAUAUAUAUCAGAGGCCCCAAGGGAAACUGAGGAAUUAUCCAUUGAAUUUAGCCAGAGAAUUCCUGAACAGGGGGGAAAUCACUACUAUUCAUAGUUCUCUGCCCUUCUAGAGGGUGUGGACUGGCUUAGAUCCAAGGAUUCUCCAAAUUAGCCUUAAAUAAGAAUCAAAACCAUGAAAUCUCAGACCUGUUCCGUCAUUUUUUUUAAAAAGUGGAUAAAGGAAAAAUAGAGCUAAGUAAUACACCUUUGCUGUAUCAUGUAGGAGACACCUACAGUGAGAGAAAGAAAAAGUAUUUGAGACCAUUUCUUUGUAAGGCUAAAACCAAUUACCAUAUUUUUACAUAAUUACAACAUCAAAUAGUAUGAAUUCUAAUACAUGUGACUACUUUAUUGGAUUCAUCAUUCAUACCAACCAAGACCUAGCUGUGCCUGCCCUGAACCAAAGAUAUUUAACAGAAUUCCUAAGGAAGGAGGAAAAAUUUCACUUCUGCCAAAAUUGUACUAGGCCUUGAAAAUAAGUUUAUUGAAUGUGGCUAAUAAAAGUGUCCCAUUCAAAUAGGCUACUCAAGUUCUUUUUAAGCUAAGAUUGUCCAAACUGGCUUAUGCUCAUUGGGUAGGGGUUUUGUUGUUGUUACCAUAAGCAUGAAAAGGGUUAAGGUUGGGAGGAAAGCAUAAAGGUAAGGGGCAAUUUGAUAAAAAUUAAUUUAGGAUAGUCUGUCCCUUUCAAUCUAGUCUUAAAUUAGUGAGCUACCCAUUCACUUAAAAUGGAUAAGAAAAGGUGAGAGUGAAAUUGUAGGAAUUAGGAGGGUGGGGAAAGGGUGUACUUUUUGACUUCUCAGUCACAAAACAAUAUAGAGGAAGGGAGGGAGCACAAAAGGAGAAGGAGAGAUGUUGACUUUGGUGCUUUGUGGUCUAGUUCAAAACGGUUGUGCCUUGCAGGGGGGAGGAUAAGAGAUACUGAAAAUGGUCAUUUUUAGCUUUCCUGAAUUCUUGAUACAUGGGCCUUGCUUUUCCCAACGGAAGGAGAAAGAGGGGAAAUCUGAGCCCAGGGCAGAGCCAGGAAUUCUGUGGUUUCUCAUUUCAGUGUGAAUCUUGACUUCGUCCUUCUCUGUAAAAUAUGUCAUGGAAUCCUUCUGCCCUGAAUGUAGCCCAUAGGCAAAACAGAGAUGGGAAGGGGGGAAUGGCUUAUUCAAUCUCCUAGGACUGUUGACAAAAUAUACUAAUCAUAUCUGAAACAGACUUUGGAUAAAGCGCUAUACACUGCCAAUGCUGACUGUUUUAUUGCCCAUUUCAAACAAACCAACCUCUAAAAGUUCUGGGUUUUCCAAUAUUUGACUCUUCAGGCAUCAUUUGCCAGCUUAUGAGACUGGAUUCUCCUGCAGGAUUCAUAGAUGAAAAUAUUAAAUGCUUGUUACCUUACUAUUACUUAAUCUUAUACAGGAACAAAUAAGUCAUCAGUUAAAAGAAUCCAUUGCCUGGAAAGAUGGGUAGGGGAGCUGCCCUAGUGAAUAAAAUCCAUCCUCAAGAACCAAACACCACCCCUUUUUCUUCCCAAGGAUUUUGCUUUAGAGAUAUGGUGGCCUGACUUCCUCUGCUAUCCUCUACUUUCCAUACCUUACUGUCUGAGUGAUUGCAAAAUACAAGGAGUUACCAACCAUUGCAGAGCUUCACUUGUGUUUCAUUGGUAACUACCAUCCUCAGAGAAUCAAGGGCACAGGUGUAGAGGAUAUAGAUGUCACUGUGGUUGGGGUUUCAGUGGGGAGGAAGGGGUUGGAAUCUGGAGGCAACCAACCCUUUUGAGAGUAACCUAUUGGAAAACAACUUCCUGUGGCCUAAAACUGCUUAUACUUGCUAGUCAUUCCUGGAUCCUUGCCGAUUGGAAGGACUCUAAGCUUGGGUCCUUGAGACCCUAUGGGAACAAAGGUAUCAUAAAUGAGAAACGUGGUGAUUUCUGUGUGUUUACAAAAACCUUUGCUCCAUUUUUGCAAUCAAAAGCCCCUGCCAAUGAGGGGAGAGAAACUAUGACUCCAGCUGCCCUAAUGGCUGGGUGGCACUGCCAACAACCACUCACUCAGGGUGAAUGGUGACUGCUGCUGGGUGAGUGGGAAGGAAUGUAUACACCAUUCAUUCCACUCCCUAGAUAUGAACUCCUACAGGGAGUCUGGAAUAGGUAAACAUAUUUGUAGGCUUAUCGGUUUUUUUGUAUUUAUUUGUAAAGCCGUGUUAGGAUUUCCCUUAGUUUUCUAAAAAAAAAAUCUAGGGACCAUUUAAAAAUUGUAAAUAAAACCAUGGGGAGGGGACAGGGGAGAUGCCCCUGACAUUCACAUAUGCACCAAAAAAAGAAAAUAUUAUAUUAAUACUUGUUCUUUAAGUACUAUGAGAUCUUCAAUUGUUUCAUUAAUUGUUAUUGUGAAUAAAAUUUUCCCAGAGAGCCUGGAAUCUGGGCAUAGGUAUCUGGAUGUGUUUUUUUUUUUUUAAAGGUUUUUGUUUGUUUGUUUUUAAGUGUGAGAAAUCUGUACAGGAACAUAGAAAAACUGGCCAUGUUUUCUGUGAUACGAUUAAGUUUCUUCCUCACUUUUAACAACUUAGAAGCUAGAGGAGGACAAAAAACAAUCAUUUUAAGAUAAUUUCCAGUCAUCAAAGACCAGUGUAAUGGCUCCCAAUAGGAGCCAUUCUACAAGGGACAUACUGACACUGAAACAUUCGACUGAUUCAGUUUUCCUGCCAAUUUGCUCACUGGUAGAUUCAGAAAACAAAUCUAGAUCACGCUCCAAUCUGGACUUCAUCCUUUCUGCUCUAUCAGAAAGCCAUUAUUGUGGAAAGUGAGGGUAGGGAGGGGAGAUGAGGGGAAUGGAGUGAAUGGCAAGAGAUAGAGAUCAAGUAAAUAAAGAUAAUCCCAUAUCAUGAGGCUGAAUGUCUCUAUCUAGCCUGGCACUAGCUGGGCAUGUUGGCACUCAGUAAAUCCUUGACUGACUAAUUGAUCGAUACUGCCAUCAGUAAUAGAUCCACAUUUUAGAAUGCUAUGGUGACUGUUAUCCAUGCCAUCCAUCAGAAGGCUAAGUCUGUGCUGUCAUUGUGGUCUUUGAACAUGAAGCUAGCAAAACCAACAUCUCACUCACCAAACUUAAGCCAUAUCUCUCAUCUCUGUGUCUCAUCAUUUUUUUUUUAAUUUUUGUUUUUUUGACCCUGGUGCUUUGACUUCAAUAUUUGCCAAACAGUUCAGUCUGCUCUGUCGGGGGAAAAAAAUGACUGGAAGGUAGAACAAGAGUGAGAGAUGUGACAACUCUGAACACAUUUCCUUCAGAAUGAGAGCCAACUACCAAGGGAAGGUACAGGUUUGAGGAAAAACAGAUGGACAAAGACUGAUCUGUAUCGGCACGCACAUGAAGACAGUGUGUGAUAUCUAUGUCGGUGUUAGAGUCCAUAUGCAGAAUAUAUCAGAGAAACAUAAAGCGAGGCCGUGCAGUGGAAUGGUGACGGUUAGUCAGACAACCUGGCUUCUCAUCCCAGGCCCACUGUGCAGCCCUGGGCAAGUUGUCCUUGCCUCCCCAAGCCUCAGUUUCCUCAUCUGUAAAAUGGGGAUAAUGAUACUGGUACCUACCUACCUCACAGGGUUGUUGUGAGGAUCAAAUGAAGUGAUGUGAAUGCCCUAUAGAAAUGUAAUCUAUUAUUAUCAUCAAUUUACAGAGAUCACUUCAUCUCUCAAGGCCUCAGUUUCCUAGUAUGUAAAAAUGAAGGCGUUUGGCUGGAUGAACUCUCUACGGUUCCUUCCAGCUCAAUAAUCUAUGAUUUUGUGCUCCUUGACCUACAAAUUUCCAGUUCGGCCAAUGUUCUAAUUUGGAAAAUAAUGUCUAGUGAUUUAAAAUCACUAUGAACUGAUUGGAGCUAAAGAGAACCAACGAACUACUGCUCAAGUGGGAGCUAGUUAUUUACUUUUCAAAUACAUCAAAGCAAGGGGCUCCAAGCCUAAGACAUCCCAGUGACUUUAUUGUUUGAUUUAUUCUACUGAUUGGGGUCAGAAAUAGCUUUGCAUUUGAAUUAUUAAUAAUUUAUUUUGCAGACACAUAGUGACAGUUUAGAUUAGUCAGGGAGAACUGGAUUCAAAUCCAUCUUCCAACACUUAACUUGCUGUGUGACUCUGAGGAGUGCCUGUGUUUGUGGAGGGAAUCCUCACACUGGGAUUUCCCUCCUUCCACUGAUAAAAUCCCUUAUCUUCAGACCCUUCAGUGAAUGCCAAGUUGGUUCUGGGAAUUUGAGGUGGGCAGUUCUGAAUAUACAUAUAAGAGGCUUAUCUAUGUCUAAGGAGGUUUCUCCAUAUGGACCAUAACACAUAUACAUAGAAAUACACUCAAUCACAUUAGACUUUGUUAACAAUCAAUUAAAAAAAAAAAGGAAAAACAACAAUGAAAAAAUGCCACUCCACAGUAUUGAUCAAUAGCUCAAUAUUUUCAAGGUGCAAAAGAAUUCCACAGCCUUAAUUAUUUCAGUGUCUUGCUGGUCUGCCUUAAGUGUAUCUUCUGUUUUAUGGUAAUUUUUUUUUUCAUUUUGUAUACAUACAAUGUCGUUUUGUAAAGGUAGGUUGUAAAUAUUUUAUUUGUAAGUCAGAUCCCUCAUGUGUCAUGUUGUAAAGUGGUGAUCUGAUGUCAUGUUUAUGAUUAAAAACAGUCAAUGUUACAAGCUGCAAAUGAAGCUUCAAAAUGUACAUCUCAUGUGUUACUGCAUUCCUAUAAAUAUACUCUACUAAA
Messenger RNA from Dromiciops gliroides (monito del monte), 17561 nucleotides. It is a transcript of the gene KALRN, whose product is annotated as kalirin RhoGEF kinase. Bases 734 to 9700 code for a protein of 2988 amino acids. The record is from RefSeq and is a predicted model, not a curated record. Gene Ontology annotation, cellular component: postsynaptic density; cytoplasm. The transcript is spliced from 61 exons. Gene Ontology annotation, molecular function: guanyl-nucleotide exchange factor activity; protein binding; ATP binding. Lineage: Eukaryota; Metazoa; Chordata; Mammalia; Microbiotheria; Microbiotheriidae. Gene Ontology annotation, biological process: intracellular signal transduction; axon guidance; protein phosphorylation.